Geodia barretti is the source of this 1512-nucleotide messenger RNA. Lineage: Eukaryota; Metazoa; Porifera; Demospongiae; Tetractinellida; Geodiidae. The record is from the annotation of a GenBank genome assembly.
AUGCCCGAUCCGAUUUCGAUCAGGGUGGAAACCAACCAGCCCGCCACGAUGCGUGACGGCACCUUGCUCUACGCGGACGUGUACCGGCCCGAUGGCCCGGGCCCGUUCCCGACGAUCCUCCAGCGCACCCCCUACGACAAGGCGUCGCCGCUGUCGGCGCUGAUGCUCGACCCGAUGAAGGCCGCCAGGGCCGGAUUCGCCCUCGUCAUUCAGGACACCCGCGGGCGCUACACCUCGGGCGGUGAGUUCUACUGCUUUGUUGACGACAUCAACGACGGCUACGACACCGUGGAGUGGGCCGCCUCUCAGCCAUGGUCCAGCGGCAGGCCGCCGCACCUGGCCGCCAUCGCGCCCAACGUCACCGCCUCUAACUAUCACGACGGCUGGACCUACCAGGGCGGAGCCUUCGAGCUUGGCUUCAACGUCUCCUGGACCAUGCUCCAGCUGACCCUGGCCAACUUCAAGACCCACUCGGCCGUGAAGAACAUCCCGCAGGCGCGCGGCGCCGAGCUGCUCAAGGCCGGCGGUCUGGCCGACUAUUUCUUCGAUUGGCUGGAGCAUCCCAGCUACGACGACUACUGGGAAAAGCUGUGCGUCGAGGACCAGCAUUCCAACAUCAACGUACCGGCGCUGAACAUUGGCGGCUGGUACGACAUCUUCCUGGGAGGCACCAUCCGCAACUUCCUGGGCAUGCGGGAGAAGGGGGCCACCGAGGAUGCCCGCCGCGGGCAGAAGCUCAUCAUCGGACCCUGGCAGCACGGCUCGCGAGGCGGCAGCAUGGCCGGCGAUCACUACUUCGGGGUGGCCGCCGACGCCAUGGCCCUGGGUCUCGACGAGAUUCACCUGCGCUGGUUUCAGCACUGGCUGAACGGCCAGGAUACCGGGCUUCUGGAUGAGCCGCCGGUCAAGAUCUUCGUGAUGGGCGACGACGUUUGGCGUGACGAAAACGAGUGGCCGCUGGCCCGCGCCCAGGCCACCAGCUACUACCUGCACAGCGGCGGCAACGCCAACACUCUGCACGGCGACGGCGGCCUCAGCCCGGUGCCGCCCGCCGACGAGCCUCCCGACAUUUUCCUUUACAACCCGGCCAACCCGGUGCCGACGCGAGGCGGACCGCUCUGCUGCAACCCGUACUUCGCCGCCAACGGCGCCUUCAACCAGAAGGAGAUCGAAGCGCGUCCCGACGUGCUGGUGUACUCCACCCCUGAACUGGAGCGGGACGUGGAGGUCACCGGACCGGUCACCGUCACACUGUGGGCCGCCACUUCGGCCACCGACACCGAUUUCACCGCCAAGCUGGUGGACGUUUGCGAGGACGGCUGCGCCCGCAACCUGACCGACGGCAUCAUUCGGGCCCGCUACCGAGAGUCGAUGUCCAGCCCGUCGUUGGUGGAUCCGGGGCGGGCCUACUGCUACACCAUCGACCUGUGGGCCACCAGCAACGUGUUCAAGGCGGGGCACAAGGUCCGACUGGAGGUGUCCAGCAGCAACUUUUCCCCGCUUCGACCGUAA